AAGGCUUAUAUUUAAUAAAUAAACAAUUACUAAUGAAAAAAGCAUGUUCGUUAUUAUUUUCGGAUAAUGAUCCGAGUAAUUUCCAUGUUUCAGGCCGCAGGAAUUUGAAGCGGGAAGCUUUUAUCCCGGAAUAGAUAUGGAGGAAGCAUACAAAAUUAAAAACCAAGUAAAUAUACUCGCUAAAACUCUGAAAUCGUUCAAAUUGGCUAAGAACCUAUUGUACGAUAGAUCGCAGUAUCUCUCCCGUGGACAUAUGGUGGCCAAAGCAGACUUCGUCUAUGGCGCUCAACAGAGAUCAACCUUUUGGUACUUGAACACCGCCCCUCAAUGGCAAACCUUUAACGGGGGUAAUUGGAAUUCUCUGGAGAUCAGCGUCAGAUACUUCGCCGCCACCUAUCAUUUGGACCUCGACGUUUACACGGGGGUACACGGUCAUAUGACUAUGAAGGACAUUUAUGACAACCAGGAACCCUUAUAUUUGGACGCACUGUCCGUGCCCAAAUUCUAUUGGAAAGUCAUCUACGAUCCGUUGAGCAAGCAGGGUACGGCGUUUGUGGGUCUUAACGAUCCGUUCAUCACAUCGAUCACGGAUGACAUAUAUCUCUGCAAAGAUAUCAGCGAGAAAAUCGAGUGGCUGAUCUGGCAACCGAAGAAUAUCACAGCUGGUAUCUCUUAUGCCUGCAGCGUUGAUGAUCUGCGAGAGGCGGUGCCCACCGUACCGCUAUUCGAUGUGAUUGAUAUUCUAAUAUAACACGAGCGAAUCACCUAUACAUAUCGUACAUCGGAAUUGCAAAAGAAUAAAAUUGAUAACUCAAUUUCAUCAAGGUAAGGCAAUUUUUAAUUUUAGAUUUUUAUAUAUCUGAAACUAAUUUUAUGC
Pogonomyrmex barbatus (red harvester ant) is the source of this 877-nucleotide messenger RNA. Its product is annotated as salivary endonuclease-like. Gene Ontology annotation, molecular function: RNA endonuclease activity; nucleic acid binding; single-stranded DNA endonuclease activity. Gene Ontology annotation, cellular component: mitochondrial inner membrane; nucleus. Gene Ontology annotation, biological process: apoptotic DNA fragmentation. The record is from RefSeq and is a predicted model, not a curated record. NCBI's taxonomy places the organism in Eukaryota, Metazoa, Arthropoda, Insecta, Hymenoptera, Formicidae.